Messenger RNA from Merops nubicus (carmine bee-eater), 287 nucleotides. It is a transcript of the gene NFU1, whose product is annotated as NFU1 iron-sulfur cluster scaffold. The record is from RefSeq and is a predicted model, not a curated record. The transcript has 3 exons. Gene Ontology annotation, cellular component: mitochondrion. NCBI's taxonomy places the organism in Eukaryota, Metazoa, Chordata, Aves, Coraciiformes, Meropidae. Gene Ontology annotation, biological process: iron-sulfur cluster assembly. The annotation marks the transcript as partial. Gene Ontology annotation, molecular function: iron-sulfur cluster binding; iron ion binding.
CUGCAUCAGAGGAAGAUGAUGAAGUUGUGCUGAUGAUUAAAGAACUGCUGGAUACAAGGAUAAGGCCGACCGUGCAGGAAGACGGUGGGGAUGUUAUUUAUAAAGGCUUUGAGGAUGGGAUUGUGCAGCUGAAGUUGCAGGGCUCCUGCACCAGCUGUCCCAGUUCCAUCAUCACCCUGAAGAACGGGAUACAGAACAUGCUCCAGUUCUACAUCCCUGAGGUGGAAGGCGUGGAACAGGUCGUUGACGAUGAUGACGACGUGGAGACACAAGCAAAUCCUACUUGA